UUCUUCCUUCACCAGUGCCUGGUGGCGGAGCCUGGGUUUGGGACUGGCGGUAGUCUUCUUCUCGCGGGCAGGUCUAGGAAACAAGGAGAAUAUAUUCCUGUAACAAUGGCAGCAAAAUCAUCACUCCUUAAAGUAAUACUGCUAGGAGAUGGUGGAGUUGGGAAGAGUUCCCUUAUGAACCGAUACGUCACCAACAAGUUUGAUGCACAGCUGUUUCAUACAAUAGGUGUGGAAUUCUUAAAUAAAGAGUUGGAAGUCGAUGGACAUUUUGUUACAAUGCAGAUAUGGGACACAGCAGGUCAGGAACGUUUUAGGAGCUUGCGGACUCCUUUCUAUAGAGGUUCUGACUGUUGCCUUCUAACCUUCAGCGUGGAUGACUCUCAGAGCUUCCAAAACUUAAGCAACUGGAAGAAAGAAUUCAUUUAUUAUGCAGAUGUCAAGGAGCCUGAAAGUUUUCCAUUUGUGAUACUGGGUAACAAAAUUGAUAUCGAUGAAAGGCAAGUGUCAACAGAGGAAGCCCAAGACUGGUGCAGAAAUAAUGGCAACCAUCCCUAUUUUGAAACCAGUGCGAAAGAUGCUACUAAUGUUGCAGCAGCCUUUGAAGAAGCCGUCAGAAGAGUUCUAGCGUCUGAAGAUAGAUCAGAUCACUUUAUUCAAACGGAUACAGUAAACCUUCAUCGGAAACCGAAACCCAGCUCAUCUUGUUGCUGACUUAAAUAAUUUUUUUGGCCAAAUUUCUUUUGACUAGCUUGCUCUAUGGAAGGAUGGGGAAGGUGUAGUAGGUAAAAUAACAAACGGGUUCCACUCUAUGUUAAAAUUGUAAUAUUCUGCUGCUUUCUUGGGGGAGCAAAAGAAAAAUUUCCAUUCAUGAGUGACCCAUUGAAUUAGUGACACCUUCUGUUUAGGAAGGUGUCAAGUAAAACCAUAAUUUGCCAACUUUAUUCAAGUGAUAAAUACUUUGAAUAUAAUUAAAACUUGAAAGUUCUAGAAGCACUACUUUGGAGAAACUGUUCUGGAAUUCAUGCACAAAGAUACUUUUAUAUGUGUAUAUUUUUAUGAAAUCGGCAUUCCGUUGUUGUUUCACUAGAAGUCAAGUUUCCUAACUAUGCUAGAUAUUAAACUUCAGUCUCACUACAUUCCUUUUGCUGUGAGUGGUACUUCAUCUCUAAUAUGUUUAUUGUAAGUUAAUAUAAAUUACCUUCGGGUUUUCUCUUAAUUGCCUAAUGUUGCUAUAAUUUGUAUAGAUUUUUAAGUAGGAAAUAAAUUUCCUACAUAUUUAAUAUCCUUUUUCAUUUUCUGUUCUAAUGCUGUACUAAUUUGCCCAGCAGCUUAAUGCAAGAGACUGAUGAUUUUUUUAAGUUAAUACAUGUAUUUGCCUUAAAUCCCACUCUACCAUGUUUCUGAUCAAUAAGGUGAAAAAUCAAGAGUAACUGAAGUAUAAUCAUUUUUAGUUAUGAAGAAGAUAGAUACACUUUAUUCAGUCAGCUUUAAUAGCACUUGAACAGAUCCACAUUAUGACGACUUUGUAGGAAAACUUUUUGUAAACAGCCUUAAAGUUCCAAACUUCUUGUUCCUGUUAAUAUGAGCUAUGAAUGUGUUUACUAGUAAUCUCUGCACUGUGAAACUAAGGAUUGGCAAUACGUAGAAAACUCAGGAAGCUUUUGACUUAUGUUAUAUUGUGACAGCUUUCAGCCCUAAUACAAGUAAAUACAUACAGCUAGUGUUAUUUUUUGAAUAUGGACUUACACAGAUGUACACAUUUAAGACGAUGUGUUUUAUAUUACUGUACUCAUUAUACAGUGAUGAACAGAAGCAAAUUCUAUAUUUAAUGGACAGUCUUUCUGCAGUGAUGCAGAUGACACCACAGAAGGUGUAUUUGAAGUUCUCCAUUACAGUUAAGUGAUAGAAUAUGAGUUGUUGGUGUCGGCUCUUGGAGUACCCACUGUCCUUGUAAUAGCAAACUUGAUAGUGUACUAUUGCUUCAAAUGUGUAAUUUGACUGCUAACCAGCAUGCACAUACUCACAUUGUGGACUUGGAAGUCUGUGGCCUAUGGGAACAGGCCAUGUUGUUCAUUAAGCUACACAGACUCUUGUUUUCUGUACAGUAAGGAUUUUUGUUCCAAUAAAAAAGCCUUUCUUGAGAGUACAGUAACAGCAAAAGUUUUCUCUUAACGUAUCUCUUUAGUCUGUACCAGGUGUAAUUGUAUGGAAGUAAAGCUUACAGAACAAA
This is a messenger RNA of Pezoporus occidentalis (night parrot), 2230 nucleotides long. It is a transcript of the gene RAB9A, whose product is annotated as RAB9A, member RAS oncogene family. The transcript has 2 exons. Gene Ontology annotation, cellular component: phagocytic vesicle; lysosome; late endosome. Gene Ontology annotation, biological process: Rab protein signal transduction; retrograde transport, endosome to Golgi. The record is from RefSeq and is a predicted model, not a curated record. Gene Ontology annotation, molecular function: GTP binding; GTPase activity. NCBI's taxonomy places the organism in Eukaryota, Metazoa, Chordata, Aves, Psittaciformes, Psittacidae. Bases 106 to 711 code for a protein of 201 amino acids.